AUGGAAAAGAUUGCAGCGACAGAUGUAGUGGACCUAAACAGCAUCUUAGCUUAUGCUGGACGGCUUUCUUUCGUUUUUCAUAGAUAUCGACUACUCUCUACGGAGAAUGAGUACCUUAUACCUAGUGUUGUUGAAGAACAUAUUAGCCUUCUCAGUUCCACCAUUGGUACUCUAAACGAAGUGCUUGGCCUUCUGAAACGAGAAGACGCGGGUAAAACCCAGAAUCACGUCUUCAGCGACGAUAGCCUUCAAUUCGUGAAUUGGCUGGUAGAAGAGUGCGCGAAGGUCUUGGGUAAGAUUGUUCCUACAGCUACAAAAGCUGCUCAGAAGGUGGAACGAAAGAAGACCCGAAAAACAGCGAAGAAAACCAAAGAGAAUAUCAUUGCGCCUGUGGUGUCAAUGCAAUUGAAGCUUGACGAGGAGAAGUUCUUGAUUGACCUCGAGACUGCAGUGUGGCAUCGUGUAGACAACGAUACCCACGUCUACCUACAGCGGUUCAGAAAGAUCCAAUUGCAUCUUCUCUUGGUAUACCAAGUUGUUACCGUCGGCUCGCUUUUAGGAGAUCGAUCUUCUAGAAAAGUCGAUAUCGAAAAGAUCGUCCUCUAUCACGAACGUAUCAACCACACCUUCGAUCUAGUUUGUAGAUCUUCACCAAGUCGGCGUCGAAACUUUCGUUCCAGCAGUAGCUCUGCGUAUACGCUGAGUGGGUCGGAUAGUGAUAGUGAUCCUAGUUCGGUUAUUUCUAGGAGAAGACCAAACCCGAAUUCCGCUACAUACUAUCCUCCGCCUCCUCCACCAUUUCCGCUCGCAGGCAGAUGUAUUCCUCAGCCCGCAUUGAGGGUUGUAAGAACCGCCCCACCCGCUCCAUCCCCUGCCAUGGCAGUCAUGCCAAGACCACCGACUCCAAAUUCUACGUCUUCCCCAAUAUUUACUGACCUGAAUACCAACCCCCCCUCAUACGAGAGCCAUAGAGGUUCCACUUCGCAGCCAUCGAAGCAAGCAUUGCCAUUAAUACAUCCCCCAAAAUCUCCACGAAUAUUACCGGAUAACAAAGGCGAGAAUAACAUGACAGAUACAGUAAAAAAGAAGGAAGAGGAGCAAGUAGUUAAAAGAAACGCGGAGCCCCAAGCACCGGAAGGCCAACUCUUCAAUUCUCCCCACAACCGUCUUAGCUUCAAGAUCAAAAGCCUCUUUCGAAGCAAGGAGUCUCUUGCUGCUGAGAUGAAGAAAAUCUUGGAAAGUACUUCAAGCGUACUCGUAGCUUUUCUCAUUCAAGGUUAUGAUGUUAGGCAAAUCCCUCACUCAACCUUUCACAGCUUGGAAGCUACGCACAUGCGUACGAUUCUAAGCCAAUUGAAUGACAACAGCUGGCUUGAGACGUUCAGAAAUUUGACGAAAGUUGAACACAAUACACUUGAUGUUGCUCUGUGCCCUUGUGUGCAGACAAAGUUGCGUCGAGAGGUAGUGGUGCUUAAGGUUUUACAGGAGAAUAACAACAAUGUAUGGAUGCGUCUCAUUGCCAAUAAGUCUGUCACUCCUCUCUUAUCACAGCAUUCAAGCGACCGAAUAAUACUAGCCAUUGUUCAAGAGCACCUGGAUGAUGGCAAACAAAUAAGUCCAAUACCUCGUGGAACUGUGGGAACUUCUGCACAGCGCUUUCCUGUGCCUCCUACACCUCCAGGGUUUCCUCAACCAAGUUCAUCACCUCCUGGAGUGCUAUCAGGUCCCCCUCCCCCUCCUCCCAGAGGUAUGCUAUAUUCGCCUCUGCCUCCGCCUCCUGCUAUGCUCCCAACAAUAAGACCUCCUCCAAUGAUAGCUCCCAGAGGCCUUGGUAGUCCUCCACCUCCGCCUCCACCUCCAGCACCUAGAUCACACUUCAAUUCAACCCAAGCCUACAUCUACAGCGAUGCUGAAAUAAUGGUUGCUUUCACAACAUACGCUGAGUACACGCUUCGACAAGCCGAGCCUGACGGACCCAGUCUGCUUCGCACAUGGUCCAAGAUAAUUAUUACCCAAGAGUAUAACACACUUGCCGACAUAAUCGCUCGCGUGGAUUCAUUCAAUCAACGUGGGAGCUCCGUUAUCAAUUCUCAAGUCCGUCUCACGGAUCAACAAGCUAUUCACAUGACCCAGAUCUUGGAAGAUCUUCAAAUAAAAGAACGAGACCACAGGUUUGAAUGGUGCUGGGUGGAACUAACUCUUCACAAUAGCAUGGGCGAAGUGGAUCUCGCUACGCGUGGCCAUGCAGCCCAAACUGCAACGAUGAUGCAUUUGAUCGCUCGAAGAUCUCUGAAAAGAGAGUAUAAACCCUCUGAGGUUUAUAAUCUGCUUGUAAGAGGACCACCACGCCCAGGUUUCAAUAAUGGCCUUCUUCCACGACCAGGUCCACCAGUCGGAUUACCGCCACCAAUGCCUGGACCGCCUCCACCACCUCCACCGCCACAGCCUGUAGCACCUCCAGUCUUCAUUGAUCGCUUCAGACCACGACCAAGAGGCAAUGGGAGAGCUAGAGAUAUAAGUAUGAGCGGUCCCGAUGAUCCCGGUAGCUCAGGGAGUGAUAGUGAUACUACUUACGAUAGCAGAAUCAGACGUGUGAGAAGAACACGUCGCAAUGAUAGACGUAUGGGCCGACGUUAUUCUAAUAGCGAAAUCUCGGAUGAUAGCGACGAUGAAGAAGAUGUCAUUAAGAUUCCGAUAAUUUUGAAAAGAGGCGAUGAUGUAGUCAAGAAGCUUUUGGAUCUUUGGACACCGAAUACGGGGGAUGUUGAAAAGUCAACGGGCAGAGUGAGGGAGAGUUCCUAG
This is a messenger RNA of Botrytis byssoidea, 2802 nucleotides long. RefSeq lists its product as uncharacterized. The transcript has 4 exons. The record is from RefSeq and is a predicted model, not a curated record. Bases 1 to 2802 code for a protein of 933 amino acids. NCBI's taxonomy places the organism in Eukaryota, Fungi, Ascomycota, Leotiomycetes, Helotiales, Sclerotiniaceae.